AUGUCAGCUAAUUCAAUAAUUGAUAUUAAAAUAGAUCAUUUUGAUUUAGGAAUUGAUUAUUUAGCAACAACAGAUCUUGGUCCAUGCAUUGGCUUCGUUGUUCUAUUAGAUAAUAAUCAGCAUAUAUUUAUUGAACAUCGAAGUUCUGUAUACCUUCCAUCCUCAAUCAAUUUGGUAACUGUUCGUUUAUGUUUUCAAAAUGUUGCUAAACAUGUCUCUGACUUAUUACCAACAUCAAGCAUAACGUAA
Molecule: messenger RNA, 249 nt
Organism: Rotaria sp. Silwood1
Lineage: Eukaryota; Metazoa; Rotifera; Eurotatoria; Philodinida; Philodinidae
Source: the annotation of a GenBank genome assembly